Messenger RNA from Fulvia fulva, 4074 nucleotides. RefSeq names its product C-module-binding factor A. Lineage: Eukaryota; Fungi; Ascomycota; Dothideomycetes; Mycosphaerellales; Mycosphaerellaceae. The record is from RefSeq and is a predicted model, not a curated record. The coding region runs from base 1 to 4074 and encodes 1357 amino acids. The transcript has a single exon.
AUGCCUGCCCAACGUCCGAGGGCUUCCUUCGAGCCCAUCGCGCCUGACUUCAACCUGAAGGCUCUGGUGGAGUCAACACCGAACUUCAGCUAUGUCGACAGAAUAUCAUGCGACAUGAUCGACCAACAAGGCAUGGCCGCCUUUGAGAAACUGGUCUUGCUACACGUGAUUGUAGGCGGCAAGCCUCUGGUCAUUGAUGGCUUUGAAGAUCGAUUGGAUCCGUGGACAUUCAACCCCAAGUGGCUCCGCGACAACAGUGGUGAUAAGGUGGAGAAUGCGCGGAACUUGACUGCGAAGGAGAAUCUGCCACUCACCAUGGGACAUUACCUGAAGAACAUGGGUCUUCUCACCAAUCAGUUCUUCGACAAGCCCGGCGCGUAUAGAGAAAAGGGCAGACAGCGAGUGUAUCUGAAGGACAUUGACUGCCCCCAGGUGUGGUGGGACAAGCUGAGAGAACAUAUGCCGCCUGCUCUCACCUACCUGAACGACAGCACUGGCGACAUCGGAGGCCCUGGUGCACAGCCAGAUCCGCACAGCACACAACCUGGGAGGAGGCUGGGGAAAGGCAUUGCAAGAGCUGGAGAUCUGAUGAGCUCGCUACCUCCAGACAUGCGGGCAGAGAAUCUGAUGUGCUAUAUUGGUCAUGAAGGAACAUAUACACCCGCACAUCGAGAAAUGUGCGCGUCACUUGGGCAGAACAUCAUGGUGGAGGCCUCGAACAACGUUAGUGAAGACGGCAAGGCCGAGAAGCCAGGUUCUUCCAUCUGGUUCAUGACCGAGUCGAAAGACAGGCAUCUCGUGUCCGAGUACUGGCUGAGUGUGCUUGGGCAUGAUAUCGAGGUUGAGAACCACUUUGCGCAGGUCGUUGCGUGGAAGAAGGCACCUUUCAGCGUGUAUGUGGUCGAGCAGCGGCCUGGUGAUUUCAUCCUGAUACCUCCACUUGCACCACAUCAAGUCUGGAACCGGGGUACGCGGACGAUGAAGGUCGCCUGGAAUCGAACAACCGUGGAGACCCUGGAGAUGGCCAUCAACGAAGCACUUCCUCGCAGCAGAAUUGUCUGCCGAGAGGAGCAGUACAAGAACAAAGCCAUCAUCUACUACACACUACAAAAGUACGCAUCCCUGCUAUCGCAAGCUAUGGGACAGGCAGCUCGCAUGCCUCGGCAGGACAGUGACGCGUUCUUGUACAAGGGCAAGAUCAAGCAGCUGUUCAAAGACUUCAAGCGGUUGUUCGACUUGUACAAGCAGAUCCUGCUGAGCGAGAUGUUCAGCCCGGAAGACCGUGACGUACCAAAGAACAUCGAGUAUGUUCCUUUUGACUCCAAUGUCACCUGCGCAUACUGCAGGUGCAACAUUUUCAACAGAUUCUUGACUUGCCCUAACUGCAAAGACCUCCUUGGUCAUCAAGCUGACGAGGAUGGCGACCCAUACGAUGUCUGCAUGGACUGCUAUGCAAUGGGAAGAUCGUGCGCAUGUCUGGCUGGGCUCAAGUGGGUCGAGCAAUUCCGCUGGAAGGAGCUUGCCAGCAAGUACGAUACCUGGCGCAAGCUCAUCAUCCAACUUGACGGUGGACAGAACGACAAGUCACCGCAGAUCAUUCAGGAAGAGCGGCGACGCUACGGUAAGAAGACUUUGGCAGAGGUCUGCAAAGAUCAGCUCAAGCGACGGCCCUUCAAGGAUGUCAAGAAGCCAGCAGAUGAGCCGAAGGAAGACGAGGAAUCUGAUGAGGAAAUCGUGGUUGGUGACGAUGGUGUCGUCAAGAAGAUACAGAAGAAGAAAAGCAAGGCUUGGCUCAAGAACAACGUCCCCUGCCACGUUUGCUGCCACCGACACCCUACUUGGAAGAUGGCAAAGUGUACCACCUGUGAGCGGUCCUGGUGCUACGGCUCGCUCUUUAGAGGCUGGGACAAGAUGCCGACGGAGAUCAUGGAGGAUCAAGAUUGGUCGUGCCCACACUGUCUCGGCAUCUGUUUUGCUGGAGCUUGCAGGCGCGAAGGCAAGAUGGUGCCGUACGAGCCAAAGGGAACACUCCUCGGUCAUGAUACCAAGAAGGUCGCAGAUGUUCGGUCCGUCGAGGCCUUGGUUGAUUUCUCUGUGAGCAAUCUAAACUGGCUCAGGGACGAUGACCCGGCCAAUCGCACCCAGUCUCGACGCUUCCAGAAAGCGAGGGCCGAAGCUGACCGUAACAAGAACAUGGACCCUAGCAUGGAGCUUGACGAAGACGAUGAUCAAGUUGAUGAGACACAGGUUGAGAUGGAAUACUCUCCAACCGGUGACGAUGGUCCCAUUGAUCCUGCGCUUGGUGGCACGGGUGCUGGACCUAGCAGUCGCCGUAGACAGAAACAGCCAGCUGCUGAGCUUGAUGAGGACGAUCUGGCCCGCAGGCUCCAGGAAGCUAACUCUGCCCUGCCGCCGCCUGCUGCCAUGAUGGCUGGCGCACCUGCUAACGGCAUGCCUGACGGCUAUGCUCCUCUCACGCAAGCUGGAUACUCUGGGUAUGGUGCACCUCCGGCUGAUAUGUACGGUGAUCCAGAUGCGAGCAACUCUUAUCACUACCCUGGCUAUCAGCGUGAUGGCGACGACGACAGCCUUGAACCAGAGACUGAACAAGCACUACGACCCUUCAAGAAGCGACGCAGAAGUGGUCGCGAUGGUGAAGACGACGGCGACUUUGACGAGAUUGCGAUGUCCAAGGGCAAGAAAGCUAAGAAGCCGCGACUCGCCGCAGCUGGCUUCCGUUCGUACGAUCUGGCUGAAACGCCUGAUUCUGCAUCCGCCAGUAGAGCAAAGAAUGAAGCCCAACAGCAGUUCGAGAAAGAGAAGGAGCGCAAGGCGCUUGAAAAGGCGAAGAAGGAAGGUCGCUUCAUCAUGUUGCAAGCAGCCAUGAAAGGCAAGAAGAGGGUCGUGAAGCUAUCCAUACCUGGUGCUCGCCUAGCGCAGCUCAUGGCUCAGCAGGCUGCACAAGCCGCUCUCACCGCGGGCGACGACGUUGACGCCGAGCAUGAGGUUGAAGCAGGGGCAGCGCAGACUAACGGUGACGACGAAGAUGACAACGAUCUGCUGCUAAAGAGUGAUGUGGCGCCGAAGAAGACUCCCAGAGAUCUCCAGCUCCAGUAUGCAGAGAAGAUUCGCGAGGGCCGGAUCCUUACCGGCAACACCAAGAAGGCCCUCAUUCCCGUUGAGAAAGAUGAAGACUACGGCUACCGACAUCGUGAACGAGUCAAUGGCAAGCGUGUCGAUCGAACUAAGGACGUGCCAGCCACCGCGGCGAGCAAGAAGGAGAAACGCAAGAGCCAAGGUGGACGACCGCCGGUCGAGUACGAAGAAGUUGAUGUUGCUUCAGACGACGAUGACUUUGACGCGAAUGAGUCGGGCUGGAAUGCAGUCAAUGGUACUGCAAAGAGCAACAGAAACCGUCGUUCAUUGCCAGGUUAUCUACAAGAGCGCCACGCAGAUGAUGAUCCAGACAUGCCCGACGAAUUGCCUGAAGGGCACCGCGAUAAGCACCAUAAUGCGCUCAGGUCUGGUCGGACUGGCAACCCAAAAGCGCGAGCCAGCGAUGCUGCCGCUCAACUACAAGCAGAGACGGCGGCUACUGUCAAACAAGGCCAGGUGGCCGGUAAGGCUCCGGGCAUGCGUCCCAACUCUUCCAACCAGCCCAUCGAGAUUGAAGACGACGGCAAUAGUAGUGAUGACGAUGUUGACGAUGCCAUCAACGCUGCGGCGAACGGCGACUUUGGUGCGCAGACAAAUGGCACACCUGUCCCCAGCGGCAGUAGCAAGCAGCCAAGCAGUACAGGUCGUCCUCGAGGGCGGCCGCCGAAAGGCAAAGGCGUGGCCACUACCUCACCCUCAUCUUUGAAGAAGAAUGCCGCAGAAGCUGCAGUUCUAGAAGCCCAACACAUGAUGGAGGAGGACAAUCGCCUUGCUAAGCUUCAAGUUCUUGAGAUGCUCAACGACCCCAAUUCGCCCCGCGCAGAUAUGUCCUUCAGCAGGGCAGGUGGUGACUUGUUCGGCGAGGACGAAAGUGACGAUGGUCUUGACGAAGCGCCGGCAAGGAGUAUGAAGGUUUGA